Messenger RNA from Dreissena polymorpha, 3376 nucleotides. RefSeq lists its product as uncharacterized. Gene Ontology annotation, biological process: proteasome-mediated ubiquitin-dependent protein catabolic process; protein polyubiquitination. Gene Ontology annotation, molecular function: ubiquitin protein ligase activity. NCBI's taxonomy places the organism in Eukaryota, Metazoa, Mollusca, Bivalvia, Myida, Dreissenidae. The transcript is spliced from 3 exons. Bases 144 to 1457 code for a protein of 437 amino acids. The record is from RefSeq and is a predicted model, not a curated record.
AAUGUGUUUUAGGAAGGCCUUGAUAUAACUCCAUGGUGUGAAUUUACUUCCUGGUUGAGACAGGUUUAACUGAGGAGCGGACUAAUAGAUAAACUUUACGACAGUGUACCAAUGUCAAGCUAAUUUCUGAGUCAGUCAACAAGAUGUCGGUGGAUAUGCAACAGUUGUCAAGCAAUCUUCAAACUAUUCUUGAUGAACUUAAUAAGUUUAAGACUUCACAAGAGGUCAGCAUUAAGUCCGUCGAGGUAUCAUAUAUUGAAAAAUUGCAAGAAAUACGAAACCAGCGAACAAAAUUGAAUGCUGCUUUGGAUGCACUAGAAAAUACAACCUUGAAAGAACUCAAUGAACUUAGGACCACAUUGCAAGCUGCCCUCAAGAAAGAUGUUGACAACUGCAGUAGACUGAAUGAUGAACUGAAACAACUCAGUGGAGCUGUACAUGGCCUUUGUGAUAAGAGCAAGAAAGAACUUGAGUUUCUAGCUAGCAGAAAAUGUCUAGACAAAAUACAAGAGUCUGAGUCAUAUCUGAAUGAAAACCCAGUUAAGAUACAGAGUUCAAUUAUAUUUAAAGCAAAUAUUGACAUUGAGAAGUACUUGUCCCGACAGGCAAGUCUAGGAAGAAUUGAAGAGAGUAUGCAGUCCCUCACACUUAAUAUGAAUCCAGAUCAGGUCUUGAAUGUGAAGAGCAAAUCUGAGUAUAGUGUGAGAAUAUCAAGUGACACAUUUGUUGAGUCUUACCUGAUCAAUGGAAUUUGCUGCCUGCCUAAUGGUCAGGUAAUUGUUACUGAUGGUCAAAGAAAAGUGAAGCUGUUGGACCAGCAUUACAACGUGGUCAGCUACUGUGAUGUUACUGGUUGCCCAAAUAAUAUUUGCCAGGUCACGUCCAGUGAGGUGGCUCUUGCUGGUGAUAAAGAUAUACAGUUUAUCUCUGUGAGCAAUGGGCAACUUGUAAAUGGGAGAAGGUUUCAGUUACUGCAUGCAACUUAUAGUAUUGCCCACCAUCAGGGAGCGUUGUAUGUCACCUCUGGCACUGCCCUGUACCACUACACUCUGACAGGAUCACUUGUGAAAAAGCUGUAUGAAGAUACAGGUGACUCUUACAAAGUGUGGAAAUGUGCAGUGAGUCCUGCUGGGGACAGGAUCUAUGUCACCAAUUACCCACAACACAAACUCAUCACUCUUGCUACAGAUGGCACCCUGAUAUCCACCUUCAUGGACCCUGAACUGCAAUACCCACGGGGUGUUCAUGUUACACCAUCAGGACAAGUUCUAGUGUGUGGAUAUAGCUCCCAUACUGUCAUACAAGUGGAUCAUGAGGGAAGAAAGAGACUGGCAACUCUGUUAUCAAACAAAGAUGGAGUGAGCUAUCCAAAUACUGUCUGCUACAACACCAACAAUCACCAGAUCCUUGUUGGGCUAUAUACUAGCAAUAAAAUAAUUGUGUUUGAAUUGCAAUAGCUCUUCCAGUGAAAAAUACAUUAAUAUUGACAUGUUUAUAAUUAUAAAUGUUAUUUCCUUUUUUGAGUGGCAGUGUAUUCAUGGAAUUUUCAAUCUUAUGUUAGAAAAACAUGUAAAUACAGUUUAUCUAUUGUUAAAGGGGCCUUUUCACAGAGUUUGGCAUGUAUCGAAGUUUGUCAUUAUAAGACUUAUAUUGAUAUAUGUAAACAUUGGAUGUUUACGUAAAAAGUUCCAGUAAAAAAUAAGAAUGAGAUUAAAGACAGAAAAAAGUAAGCCUCAACUGGGCUCGAACCACUGACCCCUGGAGUAAAAGGUCUUAUGCUUAGACCACUCGGCCAUCCAUGCCCAUACUAUAAGUGAUGUAUUUUAUACUGUAUAUAAGCGAUCCUCGUAGUAUCACAAAAUAUAAACAAAAUAUAAAAUAUAACAAAAAAUAACCACUGAACUCUCCAAAUUAUUCAAUCGUUUUGCGUUGCAACGCUUUAUAAUGUUCAGGUAUUUAAAUCGUCAAAAGAUGCAUAUAAUGGAUAUUUUAGAGCAGGAUAAAUGUUCAGUAUUACCGUUUCCUCACUAAUAUCAUAACUACAACGAAAAUUUGCGAACCUCAUUUUUUUUAUUUUAUCAAUUUACAAAACGUGAAAAGGCCCCGUUAAACUGUUUUUAAGUUUACAACAAAUACGAAAAACCGUUCCUUCUUCAAUUACCCGUAAUAAAAUACAUAACGAGCAUGUUCUUCUUUGCAUAACGCCAAUAACGAAAUGUUUACUCUAUGGUUUAUCAGAACCAAAAACGUUGACUAGUUAAGUAUGUUUCUUAGGAACAUUUCUGCAUUAAGAUUUGGGGAUUUCCCAACAGUGAAUUCCUUUAUGAUAUACUGAGCCUUGUUCUUAAAAAAACCUGGCUUAAUGCAUGUGCGUAAAGUGUCAUCCCAGAUUAGCCUAUGCAGUCCGCACAGGCUAAUCAGGGACGACACUUUCCGCCUCACCUUGAUUUUCGGUACAGAGGGACUUCCUUGAAACAAAAAAUACCAUAAAGACGGAACGUGUCGUCCUUGAUUAGCAUGUGCGGACUGCACAGGUUAAUCUGGGAUGACACUUUAUGCACAUGCAUUUAGCCCAGUUUUCUCAGAACAAGGCUCUACUACACAAAAUAUAUCGUCAAGCAGUUUUUCACUUGAUUACUUGAUACCUUUUGAAGAGAUAACAUACAGUUUUCUAUUCUGCAUACGUUAUUUUAACAAAUGUUAAAAAAAAAACAACAACAAUGUAUUCAUCUGGCCUAUUAACGGAUAAUUUUUUCAAUGUUGACUCCACAUUAACCAAGGUCAAUACAUGGGUUACACGGCUAAAGACUUACCAUGUAACUCACUCAUAUUGUAACGAAGAAUCUACGGAAAUUUAAAUUGUGUUAUUGUUACAAUGCUAUCGAAUUUGUAUUGUAAAAAUACUUUCUUAUUUUAAUGGAAAACGAAACAAAACUGUAUUACGAGAUUUGUAAAUAAAGCGCCAUAAAUCAUUUCGUUAUAGAGAGUUCCGCAGUUAUCUCUCUUUCUUGUGCCUUGCGCUUUUCUUCAGACGAUUGGCAAAUGGAACGUUAAAAAUGUGUCGUUCAUAUAAAUUUAUCGUUGUGGGCCGAAGGCGCUAUUCCGAGAUAAUCGUAAAACAAUAGAAGGCGAUGGUCGACCAUAAAACAAAAACGUUUUUGUUUGGGACAGGAGAAGAGAACGAAACUUUUCUGAGAAACUUUCCUGACAGCGAAGGAUUGGACAAUAUUGAGCAAAGUAAUUGAUAACAAUCUUAGGCAAUUGGAAACUGGACAGGGGGACAGAAGGUUCUUCAGUCUUAAUUAAGACGCGAUUGAAUUUGGGGGCUAUUUUUAUGUGAAUAGGAGAUUGCGAAACAAUCGUGGUUGGAAAUUCU